UCCUCAGGCCAGAUCGACAUCGACAUUGACAGUCGACAACAUCGACCCUGUCGCAACCCUUUCCCAAAGACAGACGUACAGACAUAUACACGCCAUGUCGUCUGCUGGGAUCCCAGUCCAAUUGGGCGCUCCCAUCAAUGUCGACGGGACGGCUCACACUUCUCGAUCGAGCAGCGUCGACGACUCUAGCUCUACCCCUACCUUGGCGCCUUCCAGCCCUAAACAAUCGACCGGGUCCGGAUCGAAACUUCAUGACGAGAAGGCGGCGCCGGUGGUGAUGUCUGAGAAGCCUCACCAAACGCCCGUCUACCAUCGGACCUCUGAGGAUGGUGAACACGGAGCUCCUCUCCAGCGACCUGCUCAGCCGAACCGUCAAAGCACCUUUACCAACAUGAUCAGCCGGGUUACCAGCGGUCUUUCUCAGAACAACCGCGAUCGAGAGUACCCGGAUGACGAGGUCUCCUCAUUCGAACGAGCCAUCUCUCGACGAACCGAGCAAGAAAAGGAAGGUUGGUCCCUCGAGGGGGUCAUGAAACGUGACGCCGAGAGGGACGCCGCCGAGGGCAAGAACCCUAGACGGUUGGACGUCUCGUGGAAGGACCUCUGCGUCAGGGGAGUCGGAGCGGAUGCGGUCUUUGCCGACGACCUGACGACCAUGUUCAACCCGAUGACCAAACGAAACGACAAGAAACGUAAAGCCGCCCUCGACCCGGACCUCGAGAAGGAGACGAAACCCCAGGCUUCGGAAAAACGACAAAAGGAUGCCGAAAAGUCCUUGCCCGACCACGGAUCGCAGUUGGGGCCCAACGAAAAGUUCCUCUUGCAAGACUUCACGGGGACGCUCAAAUCGGGGGAGAUGGCGCUCGUACUCGGUCGACCAGGUGCAGGGUGUACGACGUUUAUGAAGGCCCUGACGAACAUCCGACAAGGAUACGCCGGGGUAGACGGGGACAUUCGAUACGGAACGAUGGAUAGCAAAGAGGCGGAAAAGUACAGCUCGCAGAUCCAGUUCGUCGCCGAGGACGAGGUCUUUUACCCCGACCUGACCGUCGACCAGACGAUCAAGUUUGCGCUCAAGAUGCGAACUCCUUCGGACAAGGCUCGACCUCAGGGGGUCUCGCGAGAAGAGUACGAGGCGUCUUACAGGGAUACUUUGUUGAAGACGUUUGGGAUCGAGCAUACCGUCGAUACCAAGGUCGGGAACGAGAGCGUGCGGGGUGUUUCCGGCGGAGAGCGAAAGCGAGUCACCUUGGCCGAAGCGCUCGUCAACCGAGCUCCCGUCUACGCCUUUGACCAGCCUACUCGAGGUCUCGACGCCUCGACCGCCUUGGAGUUCACGCAAGCCAUGAGGACCAUCACCGAUUACCAAAAGACCACGACGUUCAUCAGCGUCUAUCAAGCUGGUAACCAGAUCUACGAGCUUUUCGACAAGAUCCUCGUCAUCGCCGCCGGACGAUGCAUUUACUGGGGUCCGAUGAAGGAGGCCAGGGGUUAUUUCGAGGACAUGGGUUUCCAAGUCAGCCCAGGGUCCAACUUGUCGGAUUUCUUGACGGCCGUCACCGUCGCUACCGAACGAGUCGUCGCCGAGGACAAGAAGGGCAAAGUCCCCAACACCCCGGAAGAGUUUGCCGUCAUGUUCAAACAGUCGGACAUCAACGCCAGGAUGCUCAAGGAGAUCGAAGAGCUCAGGGCGGACGAGGAGUUGUUGAAGAGCAGGACCGAGGAUCUGAAGGAGAGCGUCGUCAUCGAGAAAUCGAAGAGGGCCGGGAAGAAGGGUCCUUACACGACGACGCUCGCCACUCAGGUCGCCAGUGCCACUCGUCGACAAUACGCCUUGACGUGGAACGACAAGGCUUCGCUCGGGAUCAAGCAGGGUGGUAUGCUUAUCCAGUCUGUCAUCUUGGGAAGUCUGUUCUACAUGCUGGAUCGAACCACAAACGGACUGUUCGGAAAGGCCGGUGUGCUGUUCUUGACCUUGCUGGUCAACGCGCUGCUCGGUCUCGGAGAAGUCGUCAACAGUUUCAAGGGUCGAACCAUCCUGGCCAAACACAAGGCCAUGGCGCUCUACCGACCGUCCGCCCUGAUCUUUGCCCAGGUCAUGGUCGAUAUCCCGCUCGUCGCUUUGCAGGUCACCAUGUUCUUGGUGCCCAUCUACUUCAUGUCCGGACUACGACGAACGGCCGGAGCCUUCUUCACCCUCUGGAUCGUUACCUACGUUACCACGCACUCGCUCUUAGGUUUCUUCAGGAUGAUCGGGUUCAGUUUCAGUUCCUUCCAGGGCGCUGGAGCUGUGUCUGGUUUGGCUUUGGGUCUCAUCAUUCUUACGAUGGGUUAUCUGCUUCCCAAUGCCCAAUUGCCGUGGUGGGUCGGUUGGUUCAAGUACCUCAACCCCCUGUUCUACGCCUUGGAAACUGCAUUCAUUAACGAAUUCAACGGAACGACUAUCGACUGCGCCGCCCCCGCUUUGAUCCCGUAUGGUCAAGGGUACCCGACUACUGGAGACAACAUCGUCUGCAACAGUCCCGGUGCGGCGACCGGCGAGACCUCGUUCCCUGGUCGAAGGUACAUUGAGGAUCAGUACGGAUACCGUGUCAGCCACAAGUGGAGGAACUUUGGUCUCAUCAUCAUGUGGUGGUUCGUCUAUCUCGUCAUCACCUGUCUCGCCGUCGAACGUCUCAAGGCCGCCGGAAGCGUCAAGUCUUUCUUGGUCUUCGCGAGGAGAAAGGUAUCCAACAAGGGGAACGACGCAGAGUCUGGCAAGGCUGCUGCUGCUGGGAGCGAGACUGCCCCGGUCCACUCGGAUGAUGACAUCAAGAUUGACAAGUCGGAGACUCUGUUCGCCUGGAAAGAUCUGUGUUACACGGUACCUGUUCGAGGUGGUCACAGGCAGCUUCUGAACAAGGUCCAAGGCUUCACCAAGCCAGGAGCGAUGCUGGCCUUGAUGGGAGCUAGUGGAGCCGGUAAGACGACCCUGCUCGACGUUUUGGGAGCUCGAAAGGACGAUGGCAAGAUCGAAGGUGAUAUCACCGUCGAUGGACGACCUCCCGGUCCUUCCUUCCAACGUACAUGUGGUUAUGUCGGUCAGAUGGAUGUUCACGAACCUACUCAGACUAUCAGGGAGGCAUUCUUGUUCAGCGCUCGUCUCCGUCAACCGAGGGAGACUUCCGACGAGGAGAUUGAGAGUUACGUCAACAAGGUCAUUGAAAUUCUGGAACUCGAAGAAUUGGCCGAUGCCAUCAUCGGAGUCCCGGGUGCGGGUCUAUCUAUCGAACAGAGAAAACGUACUACUAUUGGUGUGGAGCUGGUCGCCAAGCCCAAGCUGUUGUUCCUGGACGAGCCGACGAGUGGUUUGGACGGCCAGAGUGCGUACCAGAUUCUGCGAUUCCUCAAGAAGCUUUCGGCUGCGGGACAAAGUAUGCUCGUCACGGUCCACCAGCCUUCCGCCCUCUUGUUCGAGCAAUUCGACUCGCUUCUACUUCUCGCCAAGGGAGGACGUACCGUCUACAACGGAGAACUCGGAAAGCACGCUUCGACUAUGAAGGAAUAUUUCGCCAAACAGGGUGCCAAGAUUGGUGAUGAAGAGAAUGCCGCUGAAGCGAUGAUCGACAUUGUCUCUGGCGCACGUUCCAAGGGUCACGACUGGGCUCAGGUCUGGCUUGAUUCGGAGGAAUACCAAACCAUCAGCAAGGAGGUCGACAACGUCAUCAAGGAGGCCAAGGAGAAGCCUGCUUCGUUCGAGGAGGACGGUCUCUACUACGCCUCGUCUCUCGGCAUGCAGACCAGGCUGGUCACCAAGAGGGCUUGGAGCUCGAUCAUCCGAACCCCCGACUACGUUAUGGGUCGUGUCGGGCUCGUCAUUGGAACCGGUUUAAUCACUGGGAUCACCUUUGUUACGGCCGUCCACACCAACGAUUACCGUUCAGUCCAGAACCGAUUGUUGGCCACUUUCCAAGCCAUGUUCGUCGCUCCGGGUCUCUUUAACAUUCUCCAGCCGCGAGUCAUCGAGGUCAGAACGCUGUACGAAAGCCGAGAGAAGGGCGCCAAGAUGUACGGAUGGUUCCCCUUCAUCUUCAGUGUCAUCCUGACAGAGGUACAUCCCUUGGCUUCUGAUGUCGGAGAUCUUGAAUUUCGCCGCCUGGUUCCCUCUCGUCUUCUGGACAUCUAAGCCCACGGACCCUUACCACGGUGGCUCUUUCUGGUUCCAAGACGUGCUCUACUUCCUGUGGAUCGGAGGGUUCGCGCAGUUCGUUGCGAUCUGCUCGCCCACCGCCGAGGCCGCGGCUCUGUUCAAUUCGAUCCCUCUUGGUCUUAUGGCGAGUUUCUCAGGAGUCUUGCUGCCGUACCCUCAGAUUCCCGCUUGGUGGAGAUACUGGAUCUAUUACCUUAACCCCUGGUCGUACAU
Molecule: messenger RNA, 4402 nt
Organism: Filobasidium floriforme
Lineage: Eukaryota; Fungi; Basidiomycota; Tremellomycetes; Filobasidiales; Filobasidiaceae
Product: P-loop containing nucleoside triphosphate hydrolase protein
Exons: 10
Coding region: 95-4165 (1356 amino acids)
Biological process (GO): transmembrane transport
Cellular component (GO): membrane
Molecular function (GO): ATP binding; ATP hydrolysis activity; ABC-type transporter activity
Source: RefSeq, a predicted model, not a curated record